Molecule: messenger RNA, 1555 nt
Organism: Xiphophorus hellerii (green swordtail)
Lineage: Eukaryota; Metazoa; Chordata; Actinopteri; Cyprinodontiformes; Poeciliidae
Exons: 6
Coding region: 62-817 (251 amino acids)
Source: RefSeq, a predicted model, not a curated record
GGACGGCUCAGGCGGCUUUGGUUCAGUGCAGCAGCAGAUUCUGCUGAAAUAAGCUGGUCAGAUGGAUGCAGUGAGAUUCAGCCUUUUACUGCUUCUGCCAUGUUUUGGCUGCCAUCUGGACUCUGAAGAAACUCUUGUGAAAACAAUCUGGAAAGAAUCUGAAUUCACUCCAAUCUGCACCAACGAAACAUCAAAUAUCAUCAUAUUGAUUGUGUGUAGAAUCAGAACAGAGAGGAACAAAGGAGAGCAGUGCAGUCUGCUAUAUAAGGACGGAGGUGACUUUGUUCAUGAGUGUGACUCCAGGUUUUCACUGAAAACCAGGAAUCAAACUGUGUUUCUGCACCUGACCAGUUUAACAGCAGCUGAUAGUGGGAACUAUUUCUGUGAGUGUUCAAAUCUUGAUGGAACAUUUAUUUUCCAUCUCAGCAUCACAGUUAAUGACUCAAAUCCCGAUGAGAAUCUAUCAGAUGGAGUUUGGAGCCAGUCUGUAGGAGUGACUCUUCCUUCUGCUUUGACUGCUGCAGUUUUAUUAGUUGUCAUAGUUUCAGUUAUUCUGGGAUUUAUUUACAGAAGACAUCAACAUCGCUCCUGUUUAAGAUCUGAAACACCUGGAUCACCUGUGCAUAGAUCUGCUGCAGCCAUAGAUGAAGAAAACACAGAUGAACUGUACACAGGUCUCCAGCAGCCAACAGCAGACAUCUACCAGACUGUUUCUUCAGGUCACCAUCAGCAAGAAACUAAAACAAACAACAUCGUAACCGAUGACCUUGAAAAUCUGGAGAGGAACAGGAUUUGUAAAAUCUAUGAAAAUCUUUGAACCAAUAAUCUGUUGAGAUGAAUAAAGUCUGAUUGGUUGAAUUUUCUUUCUAUGUUUUACUGAGCAAAACUGAUUGUGACGCUAUUUCAGUUCUUUGGUGAUCAACUGCUACGUUGGUUUGUGUGGACAGAAUCUUCUAACUGAAGGAUGACAGCUGAUUUUCACCCAGUAACAAAUCCCUUUUUUAAAUGUAUAUUAAAGAACGAGCUGACCUUUGAACUCGUCUCUUCAUCAAUUUUGUUUUUGUUACCUUCACAUUUUUAGUAACUGGCGGUUUUAUUGACCACAAUAUUUCUGGCAGGAUGUGUGGCUCACUGGAAAAAGUAACUGCAACAAACUUCAGUGUGAGGUUAAGAAUGUGUUAACUACUUACAUUAAGUGAGAUCAGUCUCUUGCAGCUGCUGAUGCAUAUCUGAUGCAUUUUUCUGUCUGGUUGCGAACAUGUUUGUGAAAGUGAAAGUGUUGCACUAAGAAACGAAAAGGGACCAAACCUACAUCAACCUGUACCAGGACGCUUUCUUCUCUUACUGCUCACAGUCAAGCCUCAAAAUAUGUGAAGACAACAAAGCAAACAUGACAUUUAGAUUUUAUCUAGUCUUAUUAAGCCCCUACAGUUACAGGAAACGAGGCAGGAAGUCCUGCCUACCAGAACGUGCAUGGUUAGGUUUGCAUCUAGAUGUGUCAUUGUCUGAUAUAAGGGGCUACAGUAAAGAAAAGUACCUUUUUCUGCUGGGUAAU